GUUCUACUUGAAGAAGGUGACGAAGUGGAGGUUUCGUUUGAGAUGAAGGUUGAGGGACAAAUAAAGGAGUGUGGAGCCCACCUUUUGUACUAUGAAGAGGUAAAAGAAAUAAAGCAAUACCGUGAUACUUUGUUGUGUUGCUGGGAUUCGAAUUAUCCGCUCCUAUUAG
Messenger RNA from Ilex paraguariensis (yerba mate), 169 nucleotides. The record is from the annotation of a GenBank genome assembly. NCBI's taxonomy places the organism in Eukaryota, Viridiplantae, Streptophyta, Magnoliopsida, Aquifoliales, Aquifoliaceae.